GGCCAUCAUCAAAUUUCGCCCUCGCCCUGCCCAUCCUACUAGCCUCAACCACCACAUACAGAAGCACCAGGGCUCUCUCCGCUUGACCAAUCGAAAAUACGACCAGCAAAGCAAAGUGUUGGCGAAUUAAACGACUCGAUCAGCUCAGAAGAUUCAUCAUCCCAAGUUCAUCCGGCUUGUUGUUUCCAGCCGGCUCGUGCUUGCCCCACCAUGGCUCAACUCCAACUCCCAUUCACUCUUUCCUCUCACCCGGCAAUCGCACCCGUCGAGCACGAUUCAGAUAAUCGAAACUCAACCAGCCCUCCUCCUCCAUCCUUCUCAACUUACCCCGUACUACGACUGUCCGACUCUCAGCGUACCUCAAAACAAUCCCUUCAGGUCAUCGUCACCGUUCCUGGUCAGGGCUGGUCUAUCCACAAGGUCUCCGAUCAAACAAUCCUGUCAUCCCAAAAGGUGUCCCCAAGCUUAGUCUUCACCGCCCCGUCCGUUGCGCUCUCAAUCCCUCAAUUAGCACCAGCGCAACAGCAAUCAGAACGAUCCGCCAAAUCAUCAACUCAAAAAAUUAAAAAAACUCGGACCCGAUACAUCUACGCAGCCGUUGCUUGCUGCCCAUCCGAUCCCUCGCCGGCUGUCAACGGAGGCCGUACGAUAUGGGUAUGGAUCGAAAACGAAGUUAAUGGCGGCUUCGGUGAACGUGACGCGUCAAAUGCAGACCCUUCAAAAUCCAGCUCAGCCAAUGUCAUCAAGGAAUUUCCCUCUCGGGUCGAAAUGGUUUAUCCUCUACCCCCCACCGACCCUAAGGAUGGCUCAGCAACUCAACUGGCUCGAAUCCUAGUCCUACUCCAAUCUGGAGAGGUCCUCCUCUGCAACGAACAGUUAACCACCAUCGCCACAUGUCGUGUACAUUGCAACCCCCCGCCCUUGAUCUCCUCCGAAUUCCCUUACGUCCGCAUCCAAACUCACAACAAAAAUCAAGAAUCAGAUCUCACAUCAAACUUGAUCAGCCAUCCAGGGAUAUCCAUCACCAGCUCGCCCGGACUGCUGAUCUACAUAUCCCGCUUAAAACCUGAAUUCCCACCGUCCCCAGAACAAUUGCCAAAUGGGUCCACCCCAAAAGGACGCUCGAAGAAGCGUAAAUCUGUCCCAACACAACCCUCAAAACCUACUUUCGGUGGUCUCACUCAUUAUUCGCACCUCGAACUUUGCGUCUUGGAAUUACAAUCAGAUAGAUUACAUUCGUUGGGCCGGACUUCUCAUAAAGAAGAUUUCUUGGACGUGGCCAUUGGCGCUCAAGGUUGGGUUACCAUCAUGGCACGGAGUCAUGUUUUAUCAACAUAUACACUAUCACACACCCCUACUCGUUCCUCUGACGACGAAGUGUUACCUUCCCGUGAUCUGACACUAAUUCCUCAUCCACAGUGCAGUGCAAUGCAGCUUGCAGCAAAAUUUCGAUCAGUUGAAGCGGCUCCCACUUCAAGUGCAUCAACACCAGUGCUUGUAGCGCUCCCCUGCUCUGUUCCACUCGUAUUCGUAUUCAUGUCACAUUCCGCCCAACCAUCUACCGGCUCAUCUACCUCUUGUCUAGGCCUCGUCCUUGAUCUAUAUCAUAAAGCUGUUCUAUUCGUUCUUCAGUGCCCGUGGCCAACUGCGCCGAAGCAUAGCCAGUCAUCGCCUUCUGACUACGAGCCUGUGACCGUCUCAGCAACUCUGUCCUCCUUAUCACAGCCACCACAUGUUUAUCUGUGCUUAUCCUACCAAAGUAUUCGAAUUGUCCAAGUCCUUCAAGCACCGGAAUUUCCAGCGGAUGGACCAACUUGGCUUGAAGUAUUGAACCCUGUGGUAACAGAUGCCACACUCGCUUGGUCAAUCCCGGAAUCUAACGGCGCCAUCACACACGCGCAUACUGCUCCGGAUCGCCAGAAGAAACCCAUACUGGCAGAAUCACUGUUGGACUGCUAUUCGAUGAGUUUACAGUCGGAUGCGCGCGCCCAAAAAGCUACCCAUCUACCAAGCUUAAAGUCAUUCAUUUCCCGUUUCAAUGAUAUCUCUCUUACCACUAUCGGAAAAACUGGACAUUGGGACGCUGAAAGCGCUAGAGCAGCUGAAAUCGCUUGGGCAGAAUGCGUGUUAAGCCCUCUGAGUGGCCAAGAGGCAAGCGAAACACAAGACGUGAACAUGACGGGGGAUGAUUCAUCUGAAAAUUCUACAGACCAGUUGGUCGCUGCAUUCCUGCGAGAAGUCAACUCAACAUCAAAGCUCGGCUCAGUGCUUUCGAAAGCGUUUGUCGAAGUCCUACUUCAACUAUGCUUAGCCCAAUUCGGAGACAAAGUAGGAAAAGACCUGACAAUUGCGUCGAGUUCAGGAAACAAGCCUCAAAAUCUGAAGCCUUACCCAGCCCAGAUUGUCGUUUGUUUAUUGCAUUCGGGCCUUGUGGAACAAAGCAUGAUUUCUGGUGGUUUGGUUGCUGCGCUCAGACGGACCGGUGAUGUUGGGGCGGUUGAAGUGGCGAUUUGCAAGUUAUUUGAUGUCGAUGAAGUCGAGUCGAUCGAGACCAUUCGUUGGGCAAUUCAAUUCCACAACUCUCCGUCACCGGCCCCUGCCUCGAAGAAGGUACCAGAUUGCAAACAGUCGCUCUUCCAGCGUCUCCUGUCCAAGGUCGUUUCCCAGCCACUUUCUCCCGGUCCAUUGAAAAGGGCGCUGAAACAAAUCUUGAGCACAAGUGACAUCCUCGUCGUUUUUGGUAUCCUCAACGAGUGGAUCGAUUGGUGGUUGGAAGAAGGCAUGCAAGUUCUCCGGAUUAAUUCAAAAAGUAGUCAAACCACGACCGAUUUGACUUCAAAACCUCAACCGACUAGCGAGGCCCCCGACUCUGUUUCACCUCCCAAAGAUGCAAAGGAGCAUGAGCACGAGUCAGGCCCGAAUUCCAGCGGUCUUCCUAGCCUCCGUCGUAUUUUUGAGUUCAUAGAGUGUUGCUUGGACGCACACCUGAUUGGACUGAUCCAAUACAAGGAAGCCAGCUCGAUUCUCGAGGCUCUCAAGCUGAAACUCAAGCAAGAACUCGAGCUCGACACCGUUUUACAAGCGUUACAUGGGCCAUUAACCCAGUCGACCAAGCUACAUAAGCAACGACAACGUCGACAGAGAGAGAAGCUCGAGAAAUCCUCCAAAGGAACCCAGCCCACGUGGCAGAAAUCCCAGAUCAAGGUCCCCAAACCCUGCAAACCUCAUACCGCUGAUCCUUCUUCUCGCACCGCUCCGCCACCGUCCAAACCUCCUUCUAAAAAGAUCAGCAAGAAGCGUGCCGUACAUCCCGAUGCCCGUCGGUUGCAGGGAGAGACUGGCAAUGUUCAAUCGGUCGCUGAAUACACUUUGGAACGUUUAUCUUUGAAAGUUUUUUUCCCUUCUUCUUCUUCUUAUAAUACCUUGGCUUCCUAUGGUAUACAUCUAUCUUACGAACACCUGGUCAAGAGUAGUUCAAAAUUUUUAUCUCCUUUGGCUUUCUUUCUCCAAUUUUGAUUGGUUGAGUGGAAAUUUAACAUGGAACAAAAAAAAUAGACUUGUCUGACACUGGGUAGC
Puccinia graminis f. sp. tritici CRL 75-36-700-3 is the source of this 3576-nucleotide messenger RNA. RefSeq lists its product as uncharacterized. The transcript has 6 exons. Gene Ontology annotation, cellular component: nucleolus. Bases 211 to 3516 code for a protein of 1101 amino acids. Gene Ontology annotation, biological process: maturation of SSU-rRNA. Lineage: Eukaryota; Fungi; Basidiomycota; Pucciniomycetes; Pucciniales; Pucciniaceae. Gene Ontology annotation, molecular function: RNA binding. The record is from RefSeq and is a predicted model, not a curated record.